Messenger RNA from Ostrinia nubilalis (European corn borer), 1541 nucleotides. Its product is annotated as rRNA methyltransferase 3, mitochondrial. NCBI's taxonomy places the organism in Eukaryota, Metazoa, Arthropoda, Insecta, Lepidoptera, Crambidae. Gene Ontology annotation, biological process: RNA processing. The transcript has 5 exons. Gene Ontology annotation, molecular function: RNA binding; RNA methyltransferase activity. Bases 209 to 1468 code for a protein of 419 amino acids. The record is from RefSeq and is a predicted model, not a curated record.
UGUUGUUUGUGUUGUGAAAAACAUGUGGUGGUGUCAGUUGCUUUCAUGAAAAGUAUUAGUAGUGUUCUUCAAAAUUAUUUAUGUAUUUAAUCAGUCACCAACUGUAACGAAUUGAAACAAAUUUUAUAAAGGUACCUAACUGUUAAAUCUUAUUCUACGAACAUUGUGUUUCAGCAGACUUUUUGGUUAAAAAUAUUUGAACAUCAACAUGUCUAGAGCUCUCAAUCUUAUUUCACAAAUAGUAUUACAAAAGCCGCAGCCGAGUUUUGGAUCUGUAAGAUUAUAUGCUAGAUGGAUGAACAGGAAUCCGGCUAAGGUUCUGCUGCCGUUUGAGCCCGAAAGUAAACCUAAUCUGAAGAAGGAGAAGGUGAUAAGUUUGGAUCCCUCAAGUUUUAAAAAGUUUGAGGAUAAGCCACAAGUGCCUAAACAACCGGAAGAGGCUGCCCCUAAAGUAGCCCAACCUCAAAAGAAGCCCAAAGAAAUUAAGUCCAAAAGAGAUGAAGUAUUGAAGAAGAGACUCUUUUAUCUUAGUCAGAAAAAGGUGUUUGAUGAUAAUAAUGAUAUUAUUUUCGAAAAGCUGAAAGAAAAUGAUGGUCGGAUUAGUAAUCUCCUUGUGAAGUUGAAGUCUAAAAAAGACAGACAACGUACGGGACAGGUGUUGGUUGAAGGCUGGAGGAUGAUCGUCGAUGGCUUGGAAGCAAAAUGUAAAUUAAAUUAUGUUAUAUUCAGCCAAACUGAAGACUUAAACAAUUUGAGGCCAUUUUUGCCUAAAACAGGAGUAGUAUUUUAUAAAAUACCUUACAAAGAGAUCAAAUUAUGGUCAGACUUGGAGACAUCCCCAGGAUUAUUUGGUGUAUUUGAAAUGCCAAAACCGGAGAAUGUAAAACAAUUAUCAAAACCUUUGCCAUUCAGUUUAAUAUGUGACAAUAUUAGGGUACCUGGCAAUUUGGGAGCCAUUCUCAGGGUAGCUGUAGGAUCUGGGUGUGGAAAAGUUCUUCUUUCUAAAGGUUGUGUAGAUCUUUGGGAUCCAAAAGUAAUCAGAAGCGCAGCUGGUGCUCAUUUCCGACUACCGAUUCACAGCUCUGUUGAGUGGGAAGAGAUGCCAAAAUUGCUUGAAGAAGACACAUCAAUAUUCAUUGCUGACAGCAAUGCCAGGGUUUAUGAGGAGACCUCAGAUAGCCUUGUAGAGGAUGGGGAUAUUCCAGUUUUACCAUACUAUGGUGUUCAGUUUCCUUCUUUCAAGCAUGUCACCCUGAUAAUUGGUGGUGAGACUGAGGGGAUCAGUGAGAACAGUUAUGAGCUAGCAGCACAGAAGAAUGGUUUAAGGCUUAAUAUACCACUCCAAAGAGGAGUAGACAGUCUUAACACUGGAAUGGCGCUGUCGGUUAUUGCGUUCGAAAUCAGGAGGCAGCUCAUAGAAGCUUGGACCAAGGCCAAAAACGACAGAACAGCCGCCCAUGCCACAUAAGGAAUUAAUUGUUGCCCAUUGUAAAUAGUAUCUCAUGUAGAAUAUAGUGCUAUUAUACUAAGAUAUAAAUGUG